Angiostrongylus costaricensis is the source of this 1158-nucleotide messenger RNA. Lineage: Eukaryota; Metazoa; Nematoda; Chromadorea; Rhabditida; Metastrongylidae. The record is from the annotation of a GenBank genome assembly.
AUGUCAACCGUUGGGACGUUAUCCCCCUCAGGGUGUUUUUUCGACAACUCUUAUGUCAGAACGUACUGUCGCGAAUUCGUUAAGAUAAGGGAGCUCGUUCCUGAAUCGCAGGCGUACAUGGAUCUACUUGCGUUUGAGCAGAAGCUGGAUGCCACUAUUACACGGAAGAAGCUGGACAUUCAGGAGUCGCUCAAAAGACCUCAGAAAGUGAAGAAGAGGCUUCGUAUUUAUAUAUCGCAUACGUUCAUUGCUGGGAAGGAACCAGAGAAGGAGGGCGAGGAGGGCUCAGUACCGAUGUGGGAAUUACGCGUUGAAGGAAGACUGAUCGAGGACCAGGUUAAUGGAUCUACCGCUGCUUCUGGACAUUCAACACCUGCUCCGGCAGCACGUCCCCUUCCUAAGAAAAAAUUCAGCUCAUUUUUUAAAAGCUUGGUUAUCGAACUAGACAAGGAUAUCUAUGGUCCUGAUAAUCAUUUGGUUGAAUGGCACCGUACACCGACGACGAAUGAAACGGAUGGUUUCCAGGUGAAACGCCCAGGCGAUCGUCCCGUGAAAUGCACUAUAUUGCUUCUUCUUGAUUAUCAACCGAUGAAAUUCAAGUUACAUCCACGACUAGCUAAGGUUCUUGGUAUAGCUGCUGAAACAAGGCCAAAAAUUAUUGAAGCACUAUGGCAGUAUAUUAAAACGCACAAGCUUCAGGAUCCCGUAGAUCAUGACACCGUAAACAAUGACACUUUUCUGGAACAAGUGUUCAGUUGUAAACGAAUGCGUUUCAUGGAAAUUCCACAGCGUUUACAUCAACUUCUCCAACAACCUGAUCCGCUGCUUUUUCUUACACCCAGGAGUAGUUUCACUCCACCCUACGUAGAAGUUGAGGACCCGCUGAAGCAGCAUAUGGCGGCGUUUGUGCACGCCCAAGCUAACACACAGGACAUUGCUAACCUGGAUCAAAAGAUUUAUGACGUUGUGGACCAGAUCAAUGAGUGGAAAACGCGACGUGAUUUCUAUGUACGUUUUGCUGACCAUCCACAUGAGUUUAUAAAAAAGUGGUUAGUGAGCCAAAGCCAGGAUCUUAAGGUACAGUUUAUUUUUUCGAAUGGUUCAAAUCAAUUCUAUGCGAUAGUGCGAUUUGCAGACUAUGACCGAAGCAACUGGUGA